UGCAACCCAUGAAGGGAGGGUGAGACACGUCAGCUACCAGGAACUGGGUGAAACCAAACCAGCCUAGUCUUCAGGAGCACACGUCCCCACUGCUUGCCAGCUUCUCUUUCUUGAGCUCAGAAGAUCCAGGAGUCUGGUUCACUAGCCUCUUCAUCGCCCAGGACCUGGAAACCCAGAGCUGGCCCCCAUGGAACCCUGUCGGUCCCUGGCCCUGCUCAUUGGCUCCCUGGGCCUGACAUCUGUCCUGGUUGCUCUGAGCACGGAUUACUGGUUCGUGGCCAUGGGGCCCAAGGCUUCAGCUCACUCGGGGCUCUGGCCAAAGGCGGAUCAGGACGCAGUAGCAGGCUACAUCCACGUGACGCAGGCCUUCAGCAUUCUGGCUGCCCUGGGGGGCUUGGUGUCUGUGAGCUUCCUGGUCCUGUCCUACAUCCCCUCACUGUCUGCCCCGGGCCGCGGGCCCCUUGUCUCCUCUGUCACAGCCUUUGCUGCAGGCCUCUUCGCAACGGUGGCCCUGGUGGUCUACACCAGCGAGCGGUGGAGCCAGCCUCCACAUCCCCAGAUCCAGACCUUCUUCUCCUGGUCCUUCUACCUGGGCUGGGCUUCAGCUCUCCUCUGGUUCUGCGCAGCUGGCCUGAGCCUGGGUGCUCACUGCCGUGCCCCCCUGCCCAGCUAUGAAGCCAUGUGAGCCGAGGGCGAGAACAGCAGGACGAGUUUGGAGCACCGUUCU
Ceratotherium simum simum (southern white rhinoceros) is the source of this 727-nucleotide messenger RNA. The record is from RefSeq and is a predicted model, not a curated record. NCBI's taxonomy places the organism in Eukaryota, Metazoa, Chordata, Mammalia, Perissodactyla, Rhinocerotidae.